Saccharomyces mikatae IFO 1815 is the source of this 1326-nucleotide messenger RNA. It is a transcript of the gene ARG7, whose product is annotated as glutamate N-acetyltransferase. Lineage: Eukaryota; Fungi; Ascomycota; Saccharomycetes; Saccharomycetales; Saccharomycetaceae. The record is from RefSeq and is a predicted model, not a curated record. Gene Ontology annotation, biological process: L-arginine biosynthetic process; L-ornithine biosynthetic process. Gene Ontology annotation, molecular function: L-glutamate N-acetyltransferase activity, acting on acetyl-L-ornithine as donor; L-glutamate N-acetyltransferase activity, acting on acetyl-CoA as donor. Bases 1 to 1326 code for a protein of 441 amino acids. The transcript has a single exon. Gene Ontology annotation, cellular component: mitochondrial matrix.
AUGAGAGUAUCACCAGCAUUAUUGCAGCGCUCGAAACAGCUAAUAGAUAAGUAUGCAUUGUACGUGCCCAAGACGGGAUCAUUCCCUAAGGGGUUUGAAGUAGGCUACAUUGCAUCUGGAGUCAAAAAGAACGGGAAUCUGGACUUGGGUGUCAUCCUGAAUACGAAUAAAUCUCGUCCUUCCACUGCUGCAGCUGUUUUCACGACCAACAAAUUCAAGGCUGCACCAGUUUUAACGUCGAAGAAUGUUCUCGAGGCUGCCGGUGGCAAAAAUAUUAACGCUAUUGUAGUCAAUUCUGGUUGUGCUAACUCAGUUACAGGCGAUCUUGGUAUGAAAGAUGCCCAGGUAAUGAUUGACUUGGUUAACGAUAAAAUUGGUCAAAAAAACUCCACCUUAGUUAUGUCUACAGGCGUCAUCGGGCAACGACUACAAAUGAACAAGAUCAGUGCUGGUAUCAACAAGAUUUUCGGAGAAAAGAAAUUCGGGAGCGAUUUUAACUCCUGGUUGAAUGUAGCCAAAUCAAUCUGCACCACUGACACUUUCCCAAAAUUGGUUACAUCCAAGUUUAAAUUACCGAAUGGUACUGAAUAUACUUUAACGGGUAUGGCUAAAGGUGCAGGAAUGAUCUGUCCCAAUAUGGCCACUUUACUAGGUUUCGUAGUUACAGAUCUUCCUAUCGAAAAUAAGGCAUUGCAAAAAAUGUUAACAUUCGCUACUACUCGUUCAUUUAAUUGUAUUUCAGUCGAUGGUGAUAUGAGCACUAAUGAUACUAUUUGUAUGUUAGCUAACGGCGCUAUUGAUACCAAAGAAAUUACCGAAAGCUCUGAGGAUUUUGAACAAGUAAAAUUACAAGUCACGGAAUUUGCUCAACGCUUGGCUCAACUAGUCGUUCGCGAUGGAGAAGGCUCGACGAAGUUUGUUACUGUCAACGUUAAAAAUGCGUUGCACUUUGAGGAUGCCAAAAUAAUCGCUGAAUCGAUCUCAAAUUCUAUGUUGGUUAAGACGGCAUUGUAUGGGCAAGAUGCCAAUUGGGGGAGAAUCUUAUGCGCCAUCGGGUAUGCAAAGUUGAAUGACUUGAAAUCUCUGGAUGUCAAUAAGAUCAACGUUAGUUUUAUUGCUACUGACGAUUCUGAACCUCGUGAGUUGAAACUUGUUGUUAAUGGUGUGCCACAAUUAGAGAUUGACGAAGCAAGAGCCUCUGAAAUAUUGGCUUUGAAUGAUUUGGAAGUGUCUGUCAACUUAGGAACUGGUAAGGAAACGGCACAAUUUUGGACUUGUGACUUAUCCCAUGAAUAUGUAACGAUUAACGGUGACUACCGUUCGUAA